UCGGCAGUCUCUACAAGAUAUAUAUAUACACACACAUGUUUAUAUUCAUUGGCCAAGAGAGCAACCAAAGCGGGAAAGCCGACGAAAGAAGCAUUCAUUAGCCCAAUUACAGUUGUGUUUAAACCAUUAGAUCCAAGGCUUAAGCUGCAGGAAGAAUCUCAUGCCUAGCUCCUGAAAAAAUUUACAGUCGCCACUUUAUCAUCUAUGCUUCACGUUCCCGUUUUCCAGAAGAGAAAGACGAAAGGGUAUAGAUGAAAUGGGAUCCCUUGAGGCAAGAAGUACAAACGAAAAGCUGCUUAUAAGCAGUUCAAGAGAAGAGAACAAUAAUGGCGCAGAUGAAACGAGCAGUGGUUUUAUGAAGGUGACAAGAGAAGCAUUGAACAAGUGUUUAGAUGAUUUGAAAGAUUUUACGAGAAAAGCAUGGGAAAUGGGUCGGUCCGAUCCUCGAAAAGUUAUAUUUGCAGCAAAAAUGGGACUAGCACUAUCAGCUAUUUCCUUGCUCAUAUUCUGGAAAGGCUUGAACCAAGAUGUUGCUCAGUACUCCAUAUGGGCAAUACUCACUGUCAUUGUCAUGUUCGAAUUCACCAUAGGAGCAACCUUAAUCAAAGGAUUUAAUCGUGGAUUGGGAACACUCUGUGCCGGAAUACUUGCAUUUGGUUUCGCUGAGCUCUCUGUUUUGGCUGGCCAGCUCGAGGAAGUUGCAAUUGUCAUAAGUAUCUUUAUUGCAGGGUUUUGUGGAUCUUAUCUGAAACUUUACCCGACAAUGAAGCCAUAUGAAUAUGGAUUCAGAGUGUUCAUAUUGACGUAUUGCAUACUUAUGGUAGCUGGGAACAGAACCAGGGAAUAUAGCGAGGCAGUUGUAACAAGACUGGUACUGAUUGGACUGGGUGCUAGUGUUUGUUUUGUGGUAAACAUAUGCAUUUACCCUAUCUGGGCAGGCGAGGCUCUGCACGAUUUGGUGGUUAAAAACUUCAAAGACGUUUCCAAUUCAUUGCAAGGUUGUGUAAAUGGGUAUCUGAAAUGUGAUUCAUACGAGAGAAUCCCAUCAAUGAUUCUCCCAUAUCAAGCUUCUGAUGAACCUCUUUACAAUGGGUAUCGCUGGGUUGUGGAAUCUACAGGCAAAGAGGAGACACUGUUGGGGUUUGCUAUUUGGGAACCUCCUCAUGGGCGCUAUAGAAUCUCUAACUAUCCAUGGAAAAACUUUGUCAAACUAAGCGAUGCUCUAAAGCACUGCGCCUUCACGGUGAUGGCUCUACAUGGGUGCAUUCUUUCAGAAAUACAGGCUCCUGCAGGGAAAAGACGGGUGUUCGCCGGUGAGCUCCAGAAGGUUGGAACAGAAGGUGCGAAAGUUCUGAGCGAGCUGGGAAACAAACUAGAAAAAAUGGAAAAAUUAAACCCAGCUGGUGACAUACUCAAAUCUGUGCAUGAGGCAGCCGAGAAGUUACAGAAGAAGAUAGACCAAAAAUCAUAUCUUCUGGUAAAUUCAGAGAGCUGGGAAAUUGGAAGACGACCUAAACUGGAAGAGCCAGAAAAAUUUGCAGGCACAAACAACAAUGAGAACAUUGAAUUGGGUGUGAAGUCUUUAAGCGAAACUGUGCUUGACCUGAGGUCAAUUCCUGGUGCGAUAGAAGCUUCGUGGCCCUUGCAGGUGAGUAGGUUAAUUGAUGAGUCGGAGGAGGAAGAUGAAUCCAAAACCUACGAAAGUGCGAGUGGGUUGUCAUUGGCCACAUUUGCUUCGCUUCUGAUUGAAUUUGUUGCUAGGCUCCAGAGUGUUGUUGACUUAUUUGAAGAACUGAGCGAGAAAGCGGACUUUGCAGAACCUGAUUUUGACAAACAGGUUACUAGGUCGAGGUUUGAUGGUCUCUGGGCUGGGCUCUCUAAAUUUUUCAGCCUCAAAACUUGAGACACCUACCUUCAAACUAAUUUUCUCUUCAAUUAGGAAACUAAAUUUUUUUAAUUUUGUAAAUUAUAAUUUGCAUUUGAAUAUGGUAGAAUAAAGGGCAAAUUUGGAAGAUUAUUAGGGUGCAUGAA
Carica papaya (papaya) is the source of this 2031-nucleotide messenger RNA. RefSeq names its product aluminum-activated malate transporter 9-like. The record is from RefSeq and is a predicted model, not a curated record. Lineage: Eukaryota; Viridiplantae; Streptophyta; Magnoliopsida; Brassicales; Caricaceae. Gene Ontology annotation, biological process: malate transport.